GAGAUGUGCCAUCUCCAGCAGGAACUGGCGGCUGCUCCCUGCAGGAAUGAAGGCAAGAAAUGAGGAAGGUGGAGUAGCUGCAAAUGGGUUUCAAUUAGUGGGUCUUUCUUUGUUACUGUAAAGAGAGGGGAUUAGAGGCAGGUCACAGGUCAAGAGAUAAAACAUCCUGAAACCGGAGCUUGGGUAGGGCCUCGGUGGGCAGUUGAUGCUCUGGGAGCGCUGUGCUAGGAUAGAAGACAGGGCAGUGGCUGAAGGUGAGCACCCACCAUGGUCCCGGGGGCUCUCUGUGCUCUGCUGCUGCUGCUGGCCCUGCGCUGCAGCUCGGGGCGGGCAGGGGAGUUCUGCCACGGCUGGGCUGGCAGCCCCCAGCGCUGGCACCGCGGCUUCCAGUGCCCCGAGCGCUACGAUGGACCCGAGGCCACGCUGUGCUGCGGGACCUGCAGUCUGCGCUACUGCUGCUCCUCCAGAGAGGCGCGCCUGGACCAGGCUCGGUGCCCCGGUGACCAGCCGCAGCCCAGCCCCAUGCCUCCGGUGCCAGUGCCUGUGUACCUGCCCUUCCUUCUUGUUGGGUCCGUAUUUGUGGCAUUUGUUGUUGGUGGAGCCUGCGUUGGAAUCUGCUGCUGCAAAUGCUUAAAAUCCCAGGAUGAGGAGCAGCAAAGUGGACUUGCACCUGGCCAGACUUGGCUACUCGAACCUGAUCUUCCCUCUCGUCUCUCCAGUUCCAGUUCUGCCACCAGAAGCUCACCAAGUAAUGGUCCUCAGAGCAGCAGCAUCUCCAUGACUCUGGCUCCAUCCCUUCCUCCAUCCCUGCCCAUUCUUGGGCUGCCUGAAGAUGUUCGGUUCCUAAGUCCCCCACCUGGCAGUGGACAACUCUUGCAACCUUCAUGUGCUAUGCACAGAAUAGAUCAGACUGCAGUAACGGCUCCAGCAUCCUUCCUUAAAAGAACAAUCUAUGGGCACAGGGCUAAUGCAUCUCCUCUUGGGGUAGCACAGAGUGACCAAAUGAUGUACUCAGGAGCACAUGUCUGAGAUGACACAUCAGCAGCCAUGAGCUGGAUGCCAUUUCACUGUUAUAAACAGCUCUUUUGGGCUGAAAUGAGGACUUAAAAAUGUUUAAUGCUAUUAGGAAGUGCAUCAUUUUGGGCUUUUUACAGUUCUGAAGAUGACCUGUUAGAACUUCUUUUAGGUUCUUGGGUUUUAACAUGUAUUAUUUUAAUGCUAUUGAAAAAGACAAGAUCCUGAGGCUGGUGUACCUACUCAAGGAACAGUAGGAAUGAGUUUCACCCUCCUUUGGUCCUCACACACCAUGGU
Messenger RNA from Pezoporus occidentalis (night parrot), 1311 nucleotides. RefSeq names its product protein shisa-1-like. Lineage: Eukaryota; Metazoa; Chordata; Aves; Psittaciformes; Psittacidae. The record is from RefSeq and is a predicted model, not a curated record. Bases 268 to 1029 code for a protein of 253 amino acids. The transcript has 2 exons.